UCUCACAUUGGCUUCUUACAACAGGCAGCUGGUUUGCACUGGGGCCUCCUGGACUUCACUUUCAAAAAUGAAGAAGCUGGAUCACAGCCACUGAAGGGAGAGUGUGGGAGGGGCCAGGGUGGGCACGCGUGAUGGUGGGGCACGAUGGUGGGAAGCUCAGUGCCGACCUCCCUGCUGGGUGAUUCUCUUCCUCUGGGCUGCUGGAUCUCCUGAAUGCCGUGAAGAUCCUAAUGUGUGAAAAUGAAGUCCCAGGCCACCAUGAUUUGCUACUUAAUGUUAUUUCUGGUCACAGAAUAUUCUUGUUAUGCAUCCAAGAUCCACAUAAAAGAUGGAGAUAAACUUCAACGUCCUGAAGGGAAACCCAAGACUGCAAGGAUACAAGAGAAAUGCCAUGGACCUUGCAUCACUUCUUCCAACUGCAGCCAGCCGUGUGCUCAGCAUUUUCGUGGAGAAAUAGGAUUUAUAUGUAAUCAAAACAAGUGGCAAAAAUCAACCGAAACCUGUACAAGCCUUUCUGUGGAAACACUCUUUGAGGACUCAAAUAGUGCAUCACGCCUUUCCGUAGCAGCACCAUCCAUACCUCUGCGCAUUCUUGACUUUCGAGCUCCAGAGCCCAUCAAGAGUGUGGCUCAGGGAAUCCGCAGGAACUGUCCACUGGAUUACGCCUGCAUAACUGAUGUUGUGAAAUCAUCAGAAGCCACAGCUGGGAAUAUUGCAUUUAUAGUGGAGUUAUUAAGAAAUAUUUCUACAGACCUGUCUGAUAACGUUACCCAAGAGAAAAUGAAGAGCUACAGCAAAGUGGCCAACCACGUCCUGGACACAGCAGCCAUUUCAAAUUGGGCUUUCAUUCCUUACAAAAAUGCCAGCUCGGAUUUGUUGCAGUCAGUGAAUUUCUUUGCCAGGCAACUCCACAUCCACAACGAAUCUGAGAACAUCGUGGAUGAACUCUUCAUUCAGACGAAAGGGUUUCACAUCAACCACAAUACCACACAGAAAAGUUUCAAUUUCUCCAUGAGCAUGAGCAAUUCAACAGAGGGCAUCUUAGGAAUCAUUGAAAUUCCCAAGGAAGAGCUGUGGAACCUGCCACCAAACACAUCCCAAGCCAUCAGCAUAGCUUUUCCUACCUUGGGGGCCAUCCUGAAAGAAGCCCACUCGCACAAUGUGAGUCUUCCCAGGCCCGUAAACGGUCUGGUCCUUUCAGUGAUUUUGCCCGAAAGACUGAAGCAAAUAUUACUCACCUUUGAGAAGAUCAACAAAUCCCGGAAUGCCAGGGCCCAGUGUGUUGGCUGGCACUCUAGGAAAAGGAAAUGGGAUGAGAGUGUGUGUAAAACGACGCUGGAUGUCAGGAACAAAGUGAAAUGUCGGUGUAACUACACCAAUGUGGUGAUGUCUUUUUCCAUUCUAAUGUCCCCCAAAUCUAUAGACAACAAAGUCCUGGACUAUGUCACCUGCAUUGGCCUCAGCAUCUCCAUCCUUAGCUUGAUUCUUUGUCUGAUCAUUGAAGCCACAGUGUGGUCCCGGGUCGUUGUGACGGAGAUAUCAUACAUGCGUCAUGUGUGCAUUGUGAACAUAGCCGUGUCACUCCUGAUUGCUAACGUGUGGUUCAUCAUAGCCUCUAACUUUAACAAAAAGCCCCAAGACUAUAACUGGUGUGUUGCAGUGACAUUUUUAAGCCACUUUUUCUACCUCUCUCUGUUUUUCUGGAUGCUCUUCAAAGCACUGCUCAUCAUGUAUGGAAUAUUGGUCAUUUUCCGUAGGAUGAUCAAGUCCCGCCUGAUGGUCAUUGGCUUUGCCAUUGGCUAUGGGUGCCCGUUGAUCAUCGCUGUCACCACAGUUGCUAUCACAAUGCCAAGGAAAGCCUAUGUGAGACCUGAUGCCUGUUGGCUUAACUGGGACAAUUCCAAAGCCCUUUUAGCAUUUGUCAUCCCAGCCUUGGUCAUUGUGGCUGUGAAUCUUGUUGUGGUUUUAGUUGUUGCUUUCAACACUCAGAGGCCCUCUAUCGGCAGUUCCAAGUCUCAAGAUGUGGCCAUAAUUAUGAGGAUCAGCAAAAAUGUUGCCAUUCUCACCCCAUUGCUGGGAUUGACCUGGGGUUUUGGAAUAGCCACCCUCAUAGAAGGCACUUCCUUGAUAUUCCAUAUAAUCUUUGCCCUGCUCAAUGCCUUCCAGGGGUUCUUCAUCUUGUUGUUUGGAACCAUUAUGGAUCACAAGAUAAGAGAUGCUUUGAGGAUGAGGAUGUCUUCACUGAAGGGGAGAUCAAGGGUAGCAGAGAACGCAUCAUUAAGCCCAACCAAUGGAUCUAAAUUAAUGAAUCGUUGAGGAUGAGAUUGCUUCAACCAUUUUGUCGAGGCUGCCCCGUUUCUCAUGGAUGUUCCGUGUCCUGGACUGAGAGCUGAGCUCCAGAAGACGGAAGCUGGAAGGAGGAGGGACCAUCCCGCUUCCUUGGGAGACUUUCUCUUCCUGCCAGGAGCGACCCCUAAGCUGUGAGUGUGGAAACGUUUGCUGAGGAAAAACUGAGGCUAACAUUUGGGCUUUAAGGAGGGGGAUCUGCUGACCCUUUGACCUACCCAUGACCCGCAAGAGCUUGGCUUUUUGGUCAACCUGAGCAAGAUUAAGACUCAACCUGCAAGUCAUUUUAUGCCCUCUUCCACAAGCCUGGGGCUACUGGGCCCUGCCGGACUUGGUCUCCGUUCCCUCCUGAGGCCUGCUCGGUGACUCCAGGGCCUCGGGUCUCCAUCAGUCUGCCUGGAUCCUGGGCACUUUGGCAGGACAAGGGUUGGAUCCAGCUUCAGGGGUAGGAGUGGGAGGGUGGGAUGGCAGGGGAAACACUCAUCUACUUUGGAGACAGUUAAAUCAUGGUAAGUUUCCUAAGGAUAGGAAGCAGAAGAAAAAUAGGAGGACUUUUUGAUGUGUUUAUUAUUGCAGUUUUUUUGAGACCUUGAGUGAAAUAAUUUAGCUCCUAGGACUUUAGUUUCCUCGUUUGUGAAACAGGAAAAAUAUUCUUGUGGGUGUUAUUAUUAUUAUUUGUGUGUGUGUGUAUUUAAACCACUAUAUAUAAAA
Equus quagga is the source of this 3057-nucleotide messenger RNA. It is a transcript of the gene ADGRF4, whose product is annotated as adhesion G protein-coupled receptor F4. The transcript is spliced from 10 exons. Gene Ontology annotation, molecular function: G protein-coupled receptor activity. Bases 241 to 2316 code for a protein of 691 amino acids. NCBI's taxonomy places the organism in Eukaryota, Metazoa, Chordata, Mammalia, Perissodactyla, Equidae. The record is from RefSeq and is a predicted model, not a curated record. Gene Ontology annotation, cellular component: membrane. Gene Ontology annotation, biological process: G protein-coupled receptor signaling pathway; cell surface receptor signaling pathway.